Diversispora eburnea is the source of this 287-nucleotide messenger RNA. The record is from the annotation of a GenBank genome assembly. NCBI's taxonomy places the organism in Eukaryota, Fungi, Glomeromycota, Glomeromycetes, Diversisporales, Diversisporaceae.
AUGAUACCUGAUGAUGUUGAUGAUUACGGUAAUAAUGAUGAUAUCAAUUGUACCAAUUCAAUUAUACGAUUAAGAUUAAUUACGACCAACGAAUCAAUAUUAAAGAUAGAUGUUAGUAUUAAUACCGAAUUCUUUGAAAAUCAAUUUGAUACUUCUUUAUAUAACACGGAUGGAAUUAUUAUUUAUGCCAUAUCGAGAAAUUAUGUUUUGAUAACUUAUUUAUGCGGAAAUAAUUCUGGUACUUUAAAUAAUACGAGAUAUAAUGUUUGUGGAACAAUUAUUGAUUG